CGGAGAAGUGGGUGAUACUGUUAGUUUUUUUUUUAAAGUCCUAUAUAAUACGCCUCUCGGAACAGGCAUUUUUCCCCGUGUGUGAGACUGUGGUAGUUUGGUUCCAAAAUGGCGGGUUCUAGUAAUUGCAGCAUGGAGGUAUCCAAUGCCCAGGCAGAAACGAGUGAAAAGCAGACAGCUGCAGAAGACAUGACAUCAAAGGAUUAUUACUUUGAUUCAUAUGCCCACUUUGGAAUUCAUGAGGAAAUGUUAAAGGAUGAAGUUCGUACUUUGACAUACAGAAAUUCAAUGUUCCAUAACAGACACUUGUUUAAGGAUAAGGUUGUGCUAGAUGUGGGGAGCGGCACUGGAAUCCUAAGCAUGUUUGCAGCUAAAGCUGGAGCAAAGAAAGUAAUUGGGAUUGAAUGCUCCAGUAUUUCAGAUUAUGCAGUUAAGAUUGUGAAGGCUAACAAUCUUGAUAAUGUUAUUACAAUAAUCAAAGGAAAAGUGGAGGAAGUGGAGUUGCCAGUAGAAAAGGUGGAUAUCAUCAUCAGUGAGUGGAUGGGGUACUGCCUGUUCUAUGAAUCCAUGUUGAAUACAGUUGUUUACGCUAGAGACAAGUGGCUGCACCCAGAUGGCUUGAUAUUUCCAGACCGGGCAACUCUGUAUGUAACUGCAAUUGAAGACCGGCAGUACAAAGAUUACAAGAUUCACUGGUGGGAGAAUGUGUAUGGCUUUAACAUGUCUUGCAUAAAAGAUGUAGCUAUUAAGGAGCCGCUGGUGGAUGUUGUAGACCCAAAGCAGCUAGUUACAAAUUCUUGCCUGAUCAAGGAGGUGGAUAUCUACACGGUGAAGGUAGAAGACUUGACCUUCACAUCUCCCUUCUGUCUUCAGGUGAAGAGGAAUGACUACAUACAUGCUUUUGUGGCUUACUUCAAUAUUGAGUUCACUCGUUGCCAUAAGAGGACUGGUUUUUCAACAAGUCCAGAGUCUCCCUACACUCACUGGAAGCAGACCGUUUUCUAUCUGGAGGAUUACCUCACUGUAAAAACAGGAGAAGAGAUCUACGGUACCAUCAGCAUGAAGCCCAAUGCCAAAAAUAAUCGGGAUCUUGACUUCACUAUUGAUGUAGACUUCAAAGGCCAGCUGUGUGAGUUGUCCUGCUCUACAGAUUACAGAAUGCGUUAAAUGAGUCUCGCCACAGCUGCACACCUAAUGACCCUGGAUGAAUCUCACUUUUGAGAAAACAAGUGGCACAGUUGCCUGUGUCCCCAGUAUUAUUUUCUGCACCUCCAAAUUCAUGCACCAAGCAGUGAAACCAGAACACUUCAGUCAUGACAAUUUAUAAAAAGACUUUGAAAGGAAUGUGAGUCAUACUUUUGAAGUAUGCAUCAGAGGGGAUUUUCAGAAAUACUCCCAAUACUUUGUAACAACUAGCCAGCUAGAGAUGCAAGGGCAUUUGCUGUACAGUAUUGUUAUAGUAUUUAAGAGAACAUUCUGUAGUAUGUGAAUGAUACCAACUUACUGCAUUUGACCAUUGUUCCAGUUUUUUAUUGUGUAAAUAGUUUUAAUAAUGGUCUGUCCUUUAAUUCCCAUUGCCAACCAGUGAGGCAACUUCUUGUGACUGAAGGUUUAAUUAUUUCCUGAUUAGUGUCUUCACAUGUACAUAAUUCUUGAAGGUGUUUAAUGUCGUUUCCAUCAUGUGUACAGGUUGUAAAAUGGGCAGGUUAUAACAUAUCAUUGGUCAUAUACCCCUUCUGAACACAACUCCUGUCAAAUUUACAUGUGGCUUUAUGAAAGCCCUCAUGGAUACUGCUUGAAAGUUUUUAAAACAUGGAAUAGUUAAUUGGGCCACAGGGAGCUGUAAAAUUUCAGUUGAAUAGCAUACAGUUGGGACAUUCUUAAUGGCCUGUGCUGUAGUUUUAAAGACUGCAUUCGUAUCACAUUGUGUAGUUGGGUUUAAAUGUUUUAUUAUGCUUUGGAAUUUAUAUGGAGUUGAUAUGAAAUUCAAUACCAUUAAGGUCAUUUGUUUUGAUCUUUGUGACAAAGCUUUUACUUUGAAAUGGUGGUGUUGGGUUAUGUCCAUAUUCUUUCUUAUUUGGACAGAUGCAUUUUUGUUGCUGUUCCCCGCCUUGUAUUUAUGGAAGCGAACCAAACUGCAUUAACACCUGGUUGCAGUAUUUCUCACACCCUCCUUUCCAGGAGCCUGAACUAUGGUUGCUUAGCCCCCAGUCUGUAGAGAAAAAGGCUACCUGUGUCCUUGUAAACAUCCUAAAAAUGUGAAAAUUGUAUAGAAUACAUUCACAUUCACUCCGCCUCAGGGUCCCAGACAAGCCACCCUCAAAAACAAUAGGGGGGAUAGGAAAUAUGGCUGGACAGUAUGAUGCAUUCAGUGUUCACUCAGAAGUUUCCCAUAUCAGAUUUGGACAUUGGGACUUGAAUAGCCGUUUAAAAGAUGCACUUUUGAUUUUUAGAUUUUUAUGCAGAUAAUUGUACAGACAGUUUUGUUUAAGUGGGAGUAGGGAUUUGUUUUUUGUACUAUGGCUCCAUGCGGUGUCUGGGAAUGAUGGACUAUGUAUCUUGAACGGUAAUUCAUGUUUUUUAAAAUCUUCAGUUCUCUGAAGGCAAAACAUUGUGGCUGUGUUGUAACUUAUGUUUUUUUAUGACUACAUUCAUAAACAAAAUAAAGUGAAAAUUUAACUUCC
This is a messenger RNA of Protopterus annectens (West African lungfish), 2684 nucleotides long. It is a transcript of the gene PRMT1, whose product is annotated as protein arginine methyltransferase 1. Lineage: Eukaryota; Metazoa; Chordata; Ceratodontiformes; Protopteridae. Bases 109 to 1167 code for a protein of 352 amino acids. The record is from RefSeq and is a predicted model, not a curated record. Gene Ontology annotation, cellular component: nucleus. Gene Ontology annotation, molecular function: protein-arginine N-methyltransferase activity. The transcript has 10 exons.